Amphibalanus amphitrite is the source of this 2339-nucleotide messenger RNA. RefSeq names its product charged multivesicular body protein 2b-like (gene CHMP2B). Lineage: Eukaryota; Metazoa; Arthropoda; Thecostraca; Balanomorpha; Balanidae. Gene Ontology annotation, biological process: protein transport; late endosome to vacuole transport; endosome transport via multivesicular body sorting pathway. The coding region runs from base 687 to 1322 and encodes 211 amino acids. The transcript has 7 exons. The record is from RefSeq and is a predicted model, not a curated record. Gene Ontology annotation, cellular component: multivesicular body; ESCRT III complex.
CAGAGUUGGGUUGUAAGGUGUGCGUUCGAUGCGUCGUGUCAAUAUCGUGUGAAAUUUGGUGUCUUGAUUGUUUUUGUCACUGUUAUAACUAAGUCCCACAAGGCUAAAAACGUUAGACUUAUCCAAAACCCUAUUGCUAUGCGGGGUCACGUUUCCCAUAUGUCUCGGUUUACGUGGAUGACCCCUGGAAGCGGUGCAGUGCAGCAUCCAAAUAUUCGCGGACAACACCAAGAACUACUGACCUCUCAGCGGCCCUACAGACCCAGACUGGAAAAAAUACAUGUUAUGCCGGAUAUGUCCGGCAUAAUGGCUGGAUUGCGCCGAAAAUUUCCACGCACGUCUGGCAUAACUUCACAUGCGCCGAAUUCUCUUUACACGGAGGCGUUGAUCUGGAUCAUGAACUAUUUGUUUCACCAGCUGCCACUUGCCCCACCCGAGGACACCAUGAAAGCUGCGGAAGCCCAGAGCUGAAACCAGGACUAGAAGACUCGCCUUUGGGGUCAUGGUCGUAACGACUGGAACAGCCUACCGGCAUCACUGGUCACACUCAAAACAAAGCUCGAUGCUCACUGAACUCACCUUUGCUAUCCAUACAAUCCACUCAAACGACUGAAGCAGAGUCCCUGAUUUGGAACUCGAUAAACAGCUGCAAUAUCACCUGUUACACAAAACCACAGCCCACAACAAUGAGCUUAUUUGGCAAGAAGUUGACUCCCAAAGAGCAAAUGCGUCAGAAUGACCGCGCCCUGAGGAAGACGGAACGUGAGCUGGACAGGGACAGGCGUAAGCUCGAGCUGGAGGAGAAAAAACUGGAAACUGAGAUUCGUAAGAAUGCCAAGGCCGGUAACAAGGAGGCGUGUGCGGUGCUGGCCAAGCAGCUGGUUCAGCUGAGAAAACAGAAGACGAGGAGCUACACAGCAGGGACCAGGAUCCACGCCGUGUCGGCGCAGCAGAAGACGAUGGGAGCCAACGCCAAGCUGGCUGGCGCCAUGGCCACCACAACUCGCACCAUGGGGCAGAUGAACCGGGCCGUCAACCCGCAGCAGCUGGCCCAGACGAUGCGCCAGUUCGAGCAGGAGAGCGCCAAAAUGGGCAUGUCGGAGGAGUUGGUGAACGACACCUUGGACGACCUGCUCACCGAGUCUGGUGAUGAAGAAGAGAGCGACGCCGUGGUCAACAAGGUGCUCGACGAAAUCGGCAUCGAGAUCUCCGACAAGAUGCGUCUGGCUCCGUCUGCCGAGCGUGGUGCCAUCGGCUCCAAGAGCUCUGCCGUGUCGGACAGCGACCUGGAGAGGCAGCUGGCCCAGCUGAAGACCUCCUAAGCGUCACUCACCGGUGACAGUGGAUCAGACUGCCAGUCGAUACCACUCAAAUUGGGCCGACCGGUGAGGGAGUCCGUCUCGACCUUUGGUCGACUGACGAAGGAGUCGGCUUGUAUGUCAUGCGAUUUUUUCUCAGAAGUAAGCGCCCUGCGCGUAGGCCUUUCCCAUCGCGUCUUCUCCGCGGCGCUCGAGCACAUCUCCACUUGCAGUCGCAACUGGCUGCGUCCCUGUGGAAUAUAUGAAUAACAGCAUUGGUCGAACUGUGACAAUCCAAGCGUUGACUGGGGUCGGCCUACAGUGGCGCCGCCGGCUCCUCGAGGAGGUUGGCGUUGGUAUGCGAGCUACAGAUGGCGACACGUGCGGCAGACGUUCCCAGCUGUGGUCAUAGGCCUGUGCUGCGUGAUCAAGUGAUGACACCCACUGAAUAGUGCGACUUGAACUUCGGUUGGGCUUUUUCAGCUGGCUGCUGAGAUAUAGGUUGUACUUAGACGUCGCUGACAGCUGAUAGGGUCGGCUGUCGCACCUGCCUAUAUGUAUGCCUGGGGUCGUCCUAGAGAUACUGAGAUGAGGGGUUAAAUGAAUGCGAAUGAUGACAAUAACCAGGCUAAUAAUACCGACCACUGCAGUGAUAUGGUCCAUGACGGCGUGGAGAUGUGUCCUAGGUUAGACCGUUAGACUUUGGACUGGCUUGCCACCAUCAGUUCGUAAAGAACCGUCGGUCCUGCUCCUCUCGAUACCGUUUUCGACCGUUCCCACUGAGCACGUGGCUUUUUAUUGUGGGCUGUGUUACACAAUAUUUGCACGGAGAGCGUAGUGUGUAGAUCUAUGAUUCAGCGUGUAUGAAUCAGUCAUUAACCACAUAUUGUGUUGUAAUUAAUUUUUGUGGUUGCACCCUUUGCGUUCACAAAUUGAGGUAGAGUAGCACACGGCAUAUUGUAUUGUCUCAUGCUUGCUAGUUAUAUUCGUCUGAUUUUGUGAAUCAAUGUUGCUGGUAUAUGAAUACAUAUUUUUCCUCCA